Felis catus (domestic cat) is the source of this 3583-nucleotide messenger RNA. RefSeq names its product ZFP69 zinc finger protein (gene ZFP69). The coding region runs from base 497 to 2068 and encodes 523 amino acids. The record is from RefSeq and is a predicted model, not a curated record. Gene Ontology annotation, biological process: regulation of cytokine production; negative regulation of transcription by RNA polymerase II; regulation of immune system process. NCBI's taxonomy places the organism in Eukaryota, Metazoa, Chordata, Mammalia, Carnivora, Felidae. The transcript has 6 exons. Gene Ontology annotation, molecular function: DNA-binding transcription factor activity; RNA polymerase II cis-regulatory region sequence-specific DNA binding.
CCUUGGUCCCAGCAGCGUCCGGGGCCGAGCUGGUGAGUGGGAGGAUGCGCGGGUGUGCAGCCUCCGUCCCGGGAAGGCACGGCCGGGAGCAGUGAGGAGCGGCAGCUUCCAAAUGCUGCUUCGAAAGUUUCCCCACUUUGUUUAAAAUAUAUUUCCUCAAGUUCUGGAGUUCUGGAUGUGCGGUCAGUGCUUCUGGAUCCCUCCUCUUCUGUCUUUUGCUCCUCUAGAAGACUGUAGAGGCAUGCACUCCAGACUGCUCAACUGGCUGCCUCCCAAGGAGGCACUCCUUAACUUAAGAGAGAAGUCAGUUUUUCAGAGUUGUUAAGGUCACAUCAGCCUCUAGGAACCCCCGGGUUCUGGUGCUGCAGGGACACACCGAAGUUCUGGGGGCGGGAGAUUGUGGUCAGAGGAGACCGCAUACCUGUGAAGCCUCUCGGCAGAGAUUCUGGCACUUUCGUCACCAGAAGUGGACACGCCCGGUUGGGUGGGCAUCGUCAUGCUACAGCAGCUCCUGAUCACCCUGCCCACGGAGGCCAGCACCUGGGUGAAGUUGCGCCAUCCAAAGAAGGCCAAGGAGGGGGCACCCCUGUGGGAGGAUGUAACGAAGAUGUUUGAAGGAGGAGCUCUGCUCUCUCAGGAUGCUGAGGAGACCCAGGAAGAAAGUUUGAAGGCUGAAGUCACCUCUGGGCCUCCAGCAGCAGAAUCCCAGGAACUGCUGACUUUCAAGGACAUAUCUGUGGACUUUACCCAGGAGGAGUGGGGACAACUGCCCCUUGCUCACCGGAAUCUAUACCGGGAGGUGAUGCUGGAGAACUAUGGGAACCUGCUGUCAGUGGCAGGAUAUCAACUUUCUAAACCUAGUGUGAUAUCCCAGUUGGAGAAAGGACAAGAGCCAUGGAUGACAGAGAAAGAAGGCCCAGGAGAUCCCAGUUCAGACUUGAAGAAUAAAACAGAAACCAGUACAUCAGCUUCAAAGAAUGAGAUUUUACAGGAACACUUAUAUCAUGGCAUUAUGAUGGAAGGGUUCCUGAGAGAUGAUGUCAUUUAUUCCACAUUGAGAAAAGUCUCUAAAUAUGAUGGCGAGUUAGAAGAGCACCAGGAAUCCCAUGGAAGAGAUAUAAGACACGCCAUCCUGACCCACAAGAAGAGUGACCAGGAAACUAACAAAUUCGGGGAAAAUAUUGUCAGUUCAAAUGUUACGAUAGAACAGAGGCACCGUAAAUGUGAUACACCUAGAAAGAGGAAUAAAUACAAAUUAGACUUGAUAAAUCAUCCGAGUUACAUAAGAACAAAAACCUAUGAAUGUAAUAUAUGUGAAAAAAACUUCAAACAACCCAUUCAUCUUACUGAACACAUGAGAAUUCAUACUGGUGAAAAACCUUUCAGAUGUAAGGAAUGUGGAAGAGCGUUUAGCCAAAGUGCAUCCCUUACUACACACCAGAGGAUCCAUACUGGCGAGAAACCCUUUGAAUGUGAAGAAUGCGGCAAAGCCUUUAGGCAUCGCUCAUCUCUUAAUCAGCAUCAUAGAACUCACACUGGAGAGAAACCCUAUGUAUGUGAUAAAUGUCAGAAAGCUUUCAGCCAGAACAUUAGCUUGAUCCAGCAUUUGAGAACUCAUUCUGGAGAGAAACCCUUUACGUGCAAUGAAUGUGGGAAAACCUUCCGACAGAUUAGACACCUUAGUGAACAUAUAAGAAUUCACACUGGGGAGAAGCCCUAUGCAUGCACUGCGUGUUGUAAAACCUUUAGUCAUAGAGCGUAUCUAACGCAUCACCAGAGAAUCCAUACUGGGGAGAGACCCUACAAAUGUAAGGAAUGUGGGAAAGCCUUUAGACAGAGGAUACACCUUAGCAACCAUAAAACUGUUCAUACAGGAGUGAAAGCGUAUGAAUGCAACCGCUGUGGAAAAGCCUACAGGCAUGAUUCAUCCUUUAAGAAACAUCAGAGACACCAUACUGGAGAAAAGCCUUAUGAAUGUAAUGAAUGUGGAAAAGCCUUCAGCUAUAAUUCAUCACUUAGUCGACAUCAUGAAAUACACAGGAGGAAUGCCUUUCGAAAUAAUGUGUAAAAAUAGAUUAUUCAACAUGAGAACAAAAGCUAACUCUAAAUCAGUGCUUUUAAAUUCCAGGAUUCCAAAUUUGAGGAAUUGAUAUAGUGAUACCAGCCUUUAAUAUUGCCUGUUGUGUAAAUAGUACAUUGAUAACUAUUAUCUACUAACACCUCCAUACAAAGUACUUAAGAAUAAAGGAUUAAAUUAAAUUCAGGAUUGUGAUGCACACAUAAUUGUUACCUGAUUUCAUGGAGGGUGAAUUAUUCUCCAUGGGCAUUCUCUGAUUUAUAGACUAACAUUUGGGAAGUACCGUUGAAAAAAAUCACCCCUGUUUUUUAAGUAACUUACUUUUUUUAAAUGAGGAGACUUACAAAUCUGAUAAAAUUCAAAUGGCAUAGACAGUUGUAUAAGUGAAAAUCUUUUUCCUACAUCCACCACCAAAUUCUACCUUAGAGGCAACCAUUUUUAUAACUUUUUAUGCACCCUUCAAGAGAUCUUUUUUAUUUGUAUCCAAGAGAAUGUGCAGAGUUCUUUUUAAGCAUAAAUGGCAGCUUCCUAUGUAAACACAUCUGCACAUUACUUUUAUUACUUAACCAUAUAUCAUGGAGGUCAUUCCAUAUUAGUAGAUAAAGUGCCUACUCAUUCUUUUUUAUAACUGCAUGGUAUUCUGUGGUUUGAAUGUACUUUAAUUUAUUUAGCCAGUUCACUAUGAUGGACUUUUGGAUUUCUAAUCUUUUGUUGCAAUGAAUAGUCUUACACAUUUUUCUUUCUUACACAUGUGUUUGUGUAGGGUAAAUUCCAAGAACUGGAGUCUCUAUACUAGAGGGUAUGUGCACUUGUAUGAUGGAUAGUGCCAAACUGGCCUUCAUAGAGGUUGGGCCAAUUUCCUUUCCCACCAGCAAGAGGACUACGAGCCACCUGAUGCUGAAGCAUGUCCUGGACCCACAGCCCCGUUAGUCAUCAAAGAAGUAUCCAUUUGUCUCAAUAACUAGUGUGGAAGUACCAGGUGAGCUGCAUCCCCAGGAAGAGCUCUGCUUGCCAUUCCUGGAGCCAGAGAGGAGUCUGCAUCUUACUGAACAAUAGCCAAGCCUACCAAAAUCUCAGCUGGAAAAGGAGAAGCCCUCUUUCCACCAACUGCUCCAGUCCUUGACCUCUAGGCUGGAGCUGCCUGAUCAAUGAGAGUCCCUUUAAAGAGACCAAUCCACCUAUCUUAGCAAGUCAAAUCUUGGCUGCAACCCCUCUGAUGGAAUGGAGGAACACUGAUAAUUGAGUCGGGAGACUUAAGAUGGCAGGGUGUACUAUGGAUGAUCAACCACAGCAUUUUACCGGAUGGCUAAGUUAGCAAGUUAUAGUUAAUACAUGGAGGAAGAGAGAAAAGAGGUAGGGCAUGACUGUCUAAUAAGCAUUGAUUAAUGAAAGUAUUAAUUAACAUUGCUUAUGUUGUGAAAGCUGAGCACCACGAUCGGGGCCACAUGGUUUUGUACAUGCUCAUUUUUCAAUCUGGUAAAUGUUUAUUAAAGUUUUAGUGAGUAA